AUGAAUACCACGACACUAAAGUCAUCUCGACAGACUGAAUCUGGAACAUUUUUAAACUCGGAUAUCUAUUUCAGUCGAUAUCAGUCUUGGAGCAAGGUCGCCUCAUAUCGCUCGUCAUCCGUAUUUAACUAUUCAGAAAGUCUUUUUCGCUCAUCAUCCUCUCCACCUAUUUUGUGGCUUGAUAUUCAUGGUGAUGUACGAUGGAAUGAAGCAGCGGAACAUGAAAUGUAUAUUUAUCUUUCAAAUAAACAAACGAUCGAAGAAAACAAAUCCGAAGAUCAGAUAAUUAAUGAUUGUCUUGAUCGUCGAUUUUUCGUUAUUAAGCAACAUCAGUGGGGAUUUUUCAGUCGUUAUCACUGCUUCAUUGAACAGUUUGGUCAAACACUAUACAGUCCCUGGAUGACAUUGCUGUCGUACAAUCGUUUUCGUGUUUCAAAAGCAUAUCGAGAUGAUUUUCUUGGUGAAGGCAUUGUACGUUACUUUGAACCUAUAUCUACAUGCUCGAAAUAUUUAAAAGACUCACGAAUGAAACCAAUUGAAUUGAUACUUCAAAAUAAAAUUAGUAUUUCAUCGUAUGUUACCGGUAUUCAAAAACUUCUCUAUAGCAAUCAAUUGAAUAGUAGUAAAUAUUCUGUAUUAGACAAUAGCAAAGUAUGGGCAUUGGGUUAUGAGCACGUGCCAGUUCGUAGAUGGAUGUUUAGUCGCAAUCCAGUUAGUGCAACGUACAAUCUGUCCAUCGUAGAGUUGAUCAAUCACACAGAUGAACAUGUCUAUCGAGCUCCAUCGCUGACUGAUAGUUUUCUCGUCCGAUGGUCGCCAAGAAAUCGAGCACGUGGUCAACCGAAUCAACACUUACCUGGUAACCAGUACAAACUAACAUGGCAAGAUCGUGUUUUUACAGGAUUUCUUCGCUAUAUGUUCGUAUUGUAUUUUCAUCGUUUUUCACCACGCAUUUAUCAAAUGACACGUCUACUCGCUGAACAUUGGUCAAAUUACUUAAGGGAUAAAGACCAACGCGCUUUAAAUGACACGGCAGCAAUAUUUAUUCGUCGUGGCGAUAAAAUGCGCGAAGACUCAUUUUGGCAGAAACAUAAAAGGUGGCGUAACAUAUCAAUGUACGUCAAAGGAUUAGUUGAUGAAGAACAACGACAAAAUCGGACAUUUUCAUCGAUAUUCAUUAUGACAGAUGAUACAUCUGUGAUGAAUUCUAUUCAAGAUUAUGCUGAUCCAAAAUCGAAAGGAAUAGAUGAACCUUACGCAAGACAGCACUUGCGUAAUCGGCAGAUAAUGUAUAAUGUAUUUGCACCACAAGCAUGUUUUGAUCCAUUCAUUCGCAUCGGAUUUGAGCAGUUUUUAGUGUCUAUAGAGUUCAUCGUCCAGCAUGCUCAAUUCAGUGUUGGCCAUUCCGAUUCAAAUGUCGGCCGCUACCUCGAAGAGAUUACAUACGGACGAAAUCAAUUGAAAGCUUCAGUUCAAUCAAAUUCAUUUACGAAAAAUGCUCCGGAUUCUUUAUAA
Molecule: messenger RNA, 1515 nt
Organism: Rotaria sp. Silwood1
Lineage: Eukaryota; Metazoa; Rotifera; Eurotatoria; Philodinida; Philodinidae
Source: the annotation of a GenBank genome assembly